Messenger RNA from Oryzias melastigma (Indian medaka), 4507 nucleotides. It is a transcript of the gene uncx, whose product is annotated as UNC homeobox. The coding region runs from base 212 to 1597 and encodes 461 amino acids. Gene Ontology annotation, biological process: regulation of DNA-templated transcription. Gene Ontology annotation, molecular function: sequence-specific double-stranded DNA binding; DNA-binding transcription factor activity, RNA polymerase II-specific. NCBI's taxonomy places the organism in Eukaryota, Metazoa, Chordata, Actinopteri, Beloniformes, Adrianichthyidae. The record is from RefSeq and is a predicted model, not a curated record. The transcript has 3 exons.
GCGUCCGCCGAGCGCGUCUCUGACGUCAGCGCCCAUUACCGCUUCUCAUUGGGUCUCAUGUUCCCGGAGCCUGGGCUAAUUAUUGGGAGGUUCAUGUGGAUAAAGUAGAGCUCAUCCUUCCCUCCACAUCAUGUCCCCGGCUCGCCGGCCACACUCGCUGCAUGCUUUUUAAACCAGCGGCCUCCAGACGUCGUCUCCUUUCGCCUGCGGGAUGAUGGACAGCAGGAUUCUGGAUCCGCCUCACGCCCAGUUCGGAGGCUCCCUCGGCGGGAUGGUGGGCUUCCCGUACCACCUCAGCCACCACCACGUUUACGAAUUAGCCGGGCAUCAACUUCAAUCUGCGUCCGCCGUUCCUUUCUCCAUAGACGGAUUACUCAAUGGCUCGUGCGCGGCGUCGGUGGGCAAUUCCAACCCCCUCUUGUCUUCGGGCUGCGGGAUGAACGGGGAGAACCAGCAGUACAAGCUGACAGACUCGGGGGAUCCAGACAAAGAUAGUCCAGGCUGCAAGAGGAGAAGAACUCGCACCAAUUUCACUGGGUGGCAGCUGGAGGAAUUAGAAAAGGCUUUUAAUGAGAGUCACUAUCCGGACGUGUUCAUGAGAGAGGCGCUGGCCCUGCGACUGGACUUGAUAGAGUCAAGAGUUCAGGUUUGGUUUCAGAAUCGCAGAGCCAAAUGGAGGAAAAAGGAGAACACAAAGAAAGGUCCAGGUCGACCUGCUCACAACGCGCACCCCACCACGUGCAGCGGGGAGCCCAUGGACCCGGAGGAGAUCGCCCGGAGAGAGCUGGACAGGCUGGAGAAGAAGAAGCGCAAACAGGAGCGCCGGCUGCUCAAGUCCCAGAACAAGCUCGCUUCUGGGGAUUUAUUUCACACCCCCGGAUCAGACAGUGACAGCGGGGUGUCACAUGUUACCGACAGCGACCACAACACUGGCCCACCCUAUGAUUCUGUGGGGGGACACCCGUCGAACUGCGACCAAUCACCUCACCCUCUGCAGACCCAAAACCACAACCAAAGACACAUCGACCGGGACGCUGGGGGGUCCGAGCUGGACUUGGUCGACCCGGGCCACCGGUCCAUGUGCUCCAGCAACAGCAGAGCGUCCAGCCUGCAGAAACUCAACCCUUUCAGCGUUGAGAGCCUCCUCUCGGACUCCAGACCGAGACGCACCCCCGCGGCCUUACCGUCCUCCCGGCCUUUGAUAGGGAAGGGUCACUUCCUGCUCUACCCCAUCACCCAGCCUCUUGGAUUCAUUGUUCCACAGACUGCACUCAAACCCGCCACGGCGAGCUGCGACGGCGACACGGACAGGAGCCAGGCGGGCGCGCCGGCGGAGAGCCCCGCGCGCUGCCGGAGCGGCUCGCCGGGCUGCGCGGACGCGCCGCAUCAGAGCAAAGCGCACGCGGGGCCCGAGGAGCAGCCGAGCUCUGCGCACGCGAGCCCGACCAGAUGCGCCUUUUCAUCGGGCAAGCACAUCACCUCCGAGUCCGAACACAAACUGCUUAUCGAUCCGGACAAAAAAGAGCUUUUAGUGAACAAGGACCAACCCCCGAUCAGUGACUGUCCCCAAACAAACUCUGAGGAAGACGUGGAAUAAACCACCGAGGGGGUAAAAAAAAAGCAGAAACAUCCCAAAAUAGCCUCUUAAAGACAGGCCAAAGCGUAAUCAUGCAGGUUUCCUGUGUCUCAUGUCCUUCUUUCUCUGCGAGGAGUAGAUAUCCUUUAAUGUGUGUCAAAAAACAAACAAAAAAAUCCUCCAGAGCUGUAAGAAAGGUAUCAUACUAUUUAUAUAUGUAAGGUUUUUCUUAAAUAAAUCUAUUGUAUACAAGCUUCUGAACGCAGGACUGCGGUUCCAAUUCCUUAAGAAAUCUCAUGUUUUGUAUAUUGCCUUAACAAAUUUAUUCAUCUAUAAGCCACCGCUUAAAUGAGGUUAUGAGCCUGAGGCGAAAAGGACCCGCUCGACUCCUGCAGAGUUUUGAUAUGAAAGUAAUUAUUUUCCCGGUGGCUACUGCAGAGGGAUUCAGUUUAUUUUAGCUCAAAGGGGGUUAUAAUACAUUACCGAUUUCUAGUGAUAUGAAAUCACAUAAACUUCCAAGAAUAAUAGAAUUAGCAUGAAAAGGCCUGGGUGUCAAAUUGAAAUAGGAAAAUAAUAGCCCCGGCAGCUGGGAGUGUGUGUGUUUGCGCAUAUUGGAAAGGAGAUUCGUGGGGAGGCAUUUUCAUGAGCUUGUUUUUUUUUUUUUCCCACCCCCUCAUCUUUUUUUUUCCUCCUCCUUUCUUGUAGCAGGGGUAUAUUAAGAUAGAUGUUCGAUGAUAUCCCUCAUUGUUCUGUCGCUUUACAUUGAUGUUUCGGUGUUAUCAGCCUAUUGAUCACGCGUCGGCUGUAAUAGGACGGGCUGAGGCAAACGUGCCUAUUUACAAUAGCAGAACACAUUUGUUCUAAUAGGGUUGCUCGUCCCUGGGGAGGCCAAGCAGGAUCUGGGACAUCUGCUCCCCUCCUGCAAUAUUAGCGGUGCUGACCAUAAUAUCAAGGAAAAAAAAGAAAAAGAGGGGGGAUCGAGAGGGAAAAUAUGAAAGAAAGAGGGGAAGAAAAUCAAUUCCAGCUUUAUAUGUAGAGUCUUGUUAUAAACCGAGCGCCCUUUAGUGAUCUCUUUUUGGGUCUUGAUUUGCAAAUAAAUUGAAAAUAAUCAGAGGGGUGAGCUUUAUGCCGUCUGAGCCGGCGCAAAUGAAUUUCUGAGCCAGUGUCCCCUUUCAAAAUAUUUACAUAAAUUUCAACCCGUGUUUGCUCUAGGAAGCAAUGUCUUAUUAGGUCGAUGGUGGUGGUGGUGGUGGUGGGGAGAGAAGCUGGCAUGCGCACUGAAAGAACAAAAAUAAAUCCAGGCCUGUGCGUAAAGCUGAAGGUUAAAGGUGAUCUCUUAUUGUGCCUUUGGAUCUUCACACGUUCCAAAAGCCUGUUUUUGUGUUUUUUAUUACUUUAAAAACAGGCUUUAUUUACUAAACUGUGAAAUAAUUCAUAAAACCGUUUAUGUGUUUUUUUUUCCUCCAUAGGCUCUGUGGGACGCAUGCCCAGUUCAUCCAUAAUUCAUUAGCGCGCAGAAUAGGAGUAUCGCUGGCUCCACAUUGGUGGCCUAAAGGUGAAAUUAGCGAUUUGCUUAAGUAGUUAAGCUUUUCUUGCCUGAAGAGCUGCAUGUUUCAAGAAAAAAAAAACUAUCAAUCGAUAUGCCCAGGCUGCCUCUAGGAAAUGUGUCGCCCAUGAAUCAUACUUUAUGAAUUCAAUUUAUACCCGGAGAAAUUUUCAAUUUGAACGCCUGAUCAUUAUGGGAGAGUGUAAAUUGUUUUUGCUCUAUUAUGCAUCGGACGCCAUCAUUUUUCUUUCUAAUUACGGAGGUGUCAGGUCGGGCUGUCAUGCAGACGCUGAUUUUCAAUUUAACUGAUCAUCGUGCAUUCAUUUUCCCAUUUGAUAAAUCUGCUAUCUCGACGCGUCCCCAUGCCCGGAAUGCUAAAAGAGAGGCACAGAUUGGCAAAGUAAUAGGGGCCUGUAUGCGGCAAUAAGUGCAGAUCAGGCAGCUAAUUUAGCACCUCCUGGUAUUUCCAUUUCCAUUUCUCAUUUCCAACUCUCAAAGGAGGAAAAGCAGCCCAAAGGCAGGGAGCUGCUGGGCUUCUCAUAUCGAAGAAAGACAGAGAGAAAAAUCUACCGAAACGGCUUGUUUUCAGCCUCACACCUCUAAAUUAGAAUAUCAAGCUUAAUUAAGGCUAAUAGAGUUUUCUCAGUGUGUGUUAGUUUUAUUUAAUAGAAACAAAUUUGCGCAAUUAAUUAUGAGCAGGAUAUUAGGAGUCUCAUUUGCAGCAUUCAGGCUGCAGCCUAAAUGAGCAUCUUCAGGAAUAAGCUUCUCAUUUCCAAAGCAAAUGUUUUCAAUCACAUCGUUUUACUUCUUAUGUGCAAGUUGGAUGGAUUAGAGGAGCGUUGCGCACGUGGGGAGAAUUUUUCCUCUUUGUUUUGCUGCAAAAAAUAAGAAAAAAAAAUCCUUGAAAUCUGCUAAAAAAAAAAAAGACAUUUAUUUUUGCAUUUUUGUGAUUUUUUUUCAUUGUCUUUGUUGGUGCUCAUAUUUUUAAAUAACAGCGACGGGGAGGGAUUUACAAGCUUCGUGCGCAAAAUCAACUUAAAUGGACAAAUGUUGCUCUUCCCACCAAGCCAUGUGUGUGCGUGCUACUCUUUGUGUUUCUAUGAGAUCUUAAAGGCUCCGAGGGCUCAGUUUGGAUAAGAAAGAACCGUGUUAAAAAAAGGAUCCUCCAUGAAAUAAAAUGGCACUUGACAUUUGGCUUCUCCUGCAGCAACUCUGCCAUGCCUUUUAGGAUUAUUUUACAUCUCAUACUCAUUAAUGCGCCGGCGGAUUUAAUCAUUCUUAUCUUUCCUGUGCAUACCUGGGAUAAGCCUGAAAUUACCAUCUGCAUUGAUUUCUGAGCAGCCCUUAAAAUAAUUUUAAUUAUCUCAGAGAAUAAAAAAAAAAAU